Gryllus bimaculatus (two-spotted cricket) is the source of this 5424-nucleotide messenger RNA. NCBI's taxonomy places the organism in Eukaryota, Metazoa, Arthropoda, Insecta, Orthoptera, Gryllidae. The record is from the annotation of a GenBank genome assembly.
UUAUAGGAUAAAGUAGACACUGCGUUGUCUGAAGAUGAAGAAGGGGGUGAUACAUCUCAUAUUGGAGAAAUUUCAGAUGGCAUUAGUGUUAUGGCAGAUGGAAUGGCUCCAAUACCAGGUGGGCCGUUUUCAGCUUUAACUCCUUCCAUGUGGCCUCAGGACAUAUUACUCAAGCUUGUACAGCAACCAGAAGACCCGAAUUCGCAACCCGAUUAUAGAUUUGACGAGUUUGGUUUUCGAGUGGAGGAGGAAGAUGGCCCUGAACAAAACUCUAAUAAACUCUUAGGCAUUCCAUUUGUAGAAGACCCACAACACAGAUUGCAGUGGGUUGCCCAUUUAGAAUUCAGUCACAGUAAAGAAGCAUCUGAUUUGACAUGGGAUAAAGUUGAUGUGCGCCUUCCACGAACUGAGAAGUUGCGGUCGAUGGUAUUUGCAGGUAUUCCCCAUUCUCUACGACCACAGAUGUGGAUGCGAUUAUCAGGAGCGCUUCAAAAGAAAAUGUCAUCAGAAAUGAGUUAUAAAGACAUUGUGAAAGCUUCAAGUAACGAUGCUUUAAUGACAUCGAAGCAGAUAGAAAAGGACCUUUUGCGGACAAUGCCUGGAAAUGCCUGUUUUAGCAAUAUCACAAGCACCGGAAUAUCACGCCUUCGCCGCGUUUUAAGGGGCUUGGCAUGGUUAUAUCCUGACAUAGGGUAUUGCCAAGGAACUGGCAUGAUGGCAGCAUCGUUACUUUUAUUGAUGGAAGAGGAAGACGCGUUUUGGAUGAUGAGUACUAUAGUUGAAGAUCUUCUUCCGGCAUCGUAUUAUUCUUCCACAUUAAUAGGUAUUCAAGCUGACCAGAGAGUUCUACGCACAUUGAUUUGUAAUUACUUGCCUGAUGUUGAUAUGGUGUUGAAAGAACAUGACAUAGAACUGAGUUUGAUAACUCUUCAUUGGUUUCUAACUCUAUUUGCGUCGGUUGUACAUAUGAAAAUUCUCUUACGCAUUUGGGACUUAUUUUUCUUCGAUGGAUCAAUUGUUCUCUUCCAAGUUACUCUAGGAAUGUUGAAAAUCAAAGAACCUGAACUCAAGACUUUGGAGAACUCUGCCCAAAUAUUUAAUGCACUUUCUGAUAUUCCGGGUGACAUAGAAGAUGUGGAUCAACUUCUUGAUGAGACAAGUCAAGAAAUCAAAAUCGAGACAAAUGAAGAGGACAUUAAAUCGAAAAAUAUCCGUCAAACAGAAAUUCUGGUUGAUUUAAGAGAGGCUAUUUUGCAAGUGGCUAGACAUUUUAUAUCCGUAGAUCCUAAACUGUGCAAAGUCGUCCUUGUGCCUGAUUAUUCAAUGGAAAGUCAUGCUCAAGAUCAUGACAACUAUGUUAAUGUAUCCCAGAAUCGCAAACGUAGAGCAAAAGCUCUUCUAGAUUUUGAACGCCAUGAUGAUGACGAACUUGGUUUUCGUAAAAACGAUAUCAUCACAAUCGUGAGCCAAAAGGAUGAACAUUGUUGGGUUGGAGAACUCAAUGGCCUCAGAGGGUGGUUUCCUGCCAAAUUCGUGGAACUUCUUGAUGAACGUAGUAAACAAUAUUCUUGUGCUGGCGACGAUAGUGUUUCUGAAGUUGUAACAGACCUUGUGAGAGGAACUUUAUGCCCAGCUGUGAAGCAGGUUCUAGAACAUGGAAUGAAGAGACCAAAAUUUUUAGGGGGACCUUGUCAUCCUUGGCUUUUUAUUGAAGAAGCCGCCACAAAAGAAGUAGAGAAGGAUUUCAAUUCUGUAUAUAGUCGUUUGGUUCUGUGUAAAACAUACAGACUUGAUGAGGACGGGAAAGUUCUGACACCAGAGGAGUUACUAUACCGCUGUGUGCAAGUUAUCAAUCUGUCUCAUGACAAUGCUCAUGCACAAAUGGAUGUGAAAUUGCGCAGUCUGGUGUGCUUAGGAUUAAAUGAACAAGUCCUACAUUUGUGGCUUGAAGUUUUGUGCUCAUGUGUUGAAGUUGUUCAAAAGUAUCAGCCAUGGAGUUUUGUAUAUAGCCCUGGUUGGGUUCAGAUCAAAUGUGAACUACGUGUACUCUCUCAAUUUGCUUUUAAUCUCAAUCCAGAUUGGGAAUUACCUGCUAAGAAAGAACAGUCUCAGCCAUUGAAAGAUGGUGUGCGAGACAUGCUUGUCAAACAUCACUUGUUCAGUUGGGACCUUUGAAGUGAAGAUAGUAAAGGACACUUCUGCUUUCCAAAUAAACUAUGCUUAUUAAUGUUUUUUAUGUUUGUUUGUUAUUUUUUUACUUCAAAACACACACAAACGUACACUCUGAUUUCAGGGACAGUAGAGGAGCCAAACUGUCAGUUUACAUAUUCUAGAAUUUCAAUUGCUACAUGAAAGUGUUUGUUUAUUAAUAAACAAUUGGAAAACCAAUAAUGUACAUUCAUACCAGCGUAAAAUGUAAAAAUUUGCAAUAGUGCAAUUAAGUAUUAUUAUAUAAAUAUCAACAAAACAAUUAAUUUGAAAUCUAAUUUUAAAAAAUAGUAUAAACAAACUUUUAAUUAAUUUACAUUGCAUUUUUUGCAAUUUGUAACAAAACAUAUUGUUAGUGUUGGCAGAUAUUAUUUAGUCUGACAUUCUGACUUUCACCAUUGAUAUUGAAAAUUAUUUAAAUGUUAGAUACACUUCAGCAUGUUUGGAAGAUAAUAUCCAAGAGACUAAGAAGAGAAGAAUGUAAGACAUUUCUUAUGCAAUAUGAGUGGUUAUGAAUGUUAAAUAUCUUUUGAAAACUGGGAGGAGGGGGGGAGUUAAAAGAGUCUUUUGAAAGAAGUGAUAUUACAUGGGUAGAUUGUGGAAAGUACAGGAUGUGAAAUAAAGGCAAAUAAAUCUUCAGAAGUUGCCCCACUUUCUGUAAUUAAUAUUUUCUUCACAGGGCAACAGGUCUAUUUAUUCAAUGAAGCAGUGCAUGUUGAAGUGUGACAUAUUGAACAUGCGUAAUCUGUUUUGGGGGGGGCUGAGACUUUUUUUUUUUAAGGAAAUAAUCUGUUUAACAUUUUUAUUGGUAUGAAAAAUUAUAGUAUGGUAUCUUUUAUUGCCUUUGUUGUUGUCUUUCCUAUAGUAUUUCCUUUUUAUUUUCGGGUUUUGCACUAUCAAAUGUGUGUAAAACUGAGUGAUUGUGGUCAUUGUGUAUCUGCUGAGUUUCAUCAUUUUUGUCACAUUUAACAUAAGAGGAAGUUAGGUUAAUUUUUAUUUUUAGAAUAGAACCUUUAUUAUCUGGAAUAAUCACUGGGAAUUGGGUCCGUGGGAAAUCUAAAAUUAGAGAUGUGAUCAAAAUACUUUUAUUGGUUCAAAUGUGUUAAUGUUAAGAUAAAUUUAGGAAAAUUAAUAUGUAUUAAAAUUUUCAAAAGUACAGUGUACUUAUCAAGUAAUUCAUAUCAUUUUGGUAUGUAUUGCAAUUUUAGUUGCAGAAAUAUCCUAUCGCUAACUCUUUUUAAAAAUUCUUUCAAUUCACUUUCAUUAUGAAACAGACCAGAAUAAUAGUAUUUUCGGCUUAUCAAGCCCUGGAUAAUGGAUGUUUUACUGCAUUUCAAUUGAAGGGCUGAGUGCAAUAGUAGUCUAACCCUCAAAAAAUGAAAAAUAAGUUAUUGACACAAUUUAUUAUCUAAGAAGAUGACAAGAAUCUUUGUAGAUUGUUGGUUUGACCAGUUUUCCUCCAUAAAGUUAAGAAUAAAGUCACCAUUUUUUCUCUCCACAACUCUUUCUAAUUACAACUAUGAAACUUGAUUUGUCUCAGUUUUCUUGAAAUGUGGCUUUGACCACUAUUUCACUGACCCCUUCAGUUUGAUUUGUAUUGUUGUAUGUAUUCAACUAAUUUUUUUUUACUUUUUAAGGAAUGUACAAUGUUCCACUCUCUUGAACCACUUUAAUGCCACAAUGAAAAUAAUGAUCUAGAUGCAUUUGAAGAACAGUAGAUUGGGGUGUCCAAAGCUAUCUCAUUUAGUAUAGAGACGCAUAAAGCAACCAAAUUCUUGUCCCAACAAAGCUUUCUUUUCUUUUUUACAAUUUGAUCAUAAGAAUUUUGUCUUUUGUACCACCUUGUCUUGCAUGUUCAGCUUAUUUCAACAUAAACUGUCAAUUUCAUCUCUCGCAGAGUUUGUGGUCAAAUACUGAUAGCAUCAAUUAUUUAAAAUGUCAAAAGCAUGUCAUAACUAGAACAAAAAUGUUCAAUAGUAGCUAAUAAGGCUUUCAUUUGAUUCUCUAAUUAAAUGUGAGUAGAAAUAAGUAUGCAUCCAGAAAGAAAGAUAAAGGUCAGUGUUCAUGGAAUGUGGAAGGUCACUGAAUGUACUUUCAAUAUUUUAUCAGAAACUUACCCAGUGCCUGUAUAAAACAGAAGUGAGGAGGCUUUGUUUUCUACUUAUGGUAUUUUCUAUAAAUUCUGCAUCAAAUGUUUGUUCUUUGUUUUCCUUUUUCUAUUGCUGUCUUGAUUUCAGUACAUAAUUUCUAAUGAGAUUUCUUUCUAUAGAGAUAGGUACCAAAUAUUCUGUGCAAUUCCUUCAGAAGCACAUUUGUAUAGAAUGUUCUCUAUUUCAACUGCACUAAAAAGUACAACAGUCAACAUGUGACAUUAAUGGAAACAUAAUGACCUUAAAUUUUAGUAAUAUUUUUAACCAAGACUUCUUCUCGAAAGAAUGUAUCAGAACAUAUUUUCUGCACAUUUUGGUGUAUACAUAAUAUCCAUGAUACUAGAUGUAUUACUAUCUUACUGCUUCUGUAUUGUCAUUAGAUUGAAUUGGUAAAUCACAAUGUGUAUCUUUUUCCUUUCUUCUGUAAAAGGUUCCUUACUGUGAUCUAAAUUCUGUUCUAUUAUGUUUUGCAAAAUGGUCUAGUUCAAUUUUUUUUUCAAACUAUUAGAAAAUAUUUUGUGAGAAAUCAAGCUUUUAACAAUUCGGCCUAUGUACAGGUACCCUGCAUAUUUUUUGUAAAACCCUGCAAAAUGAAUGUAUGUAUUUGAAUAUAUGGAAAUGAAUGUAACUGUUGAAGACAGUGGUGAUUUUUCAUAUUGAAUAAUUUCAAUCAAGUUGUAAGGCAAAUUCAAUUGUAACUCGAUUGUUUACACAUUCAUUAAGACUGAAUGUUCCGAAAAUUAUUUGUAAGUAAAUUCAAUAAAUUGCAUCACUAUCAGAGGGCAAUUUACAUUUCAGGUAACGGCCGUAAAUAAUUUUUGGCAUUUUACUAGUUCUGAAAAUAGAAAUUACUCUGCAAGGCCACUUUUUGCAAAUAAAAUAUCUUUAUCCCAGUUUUCAAAUUGCUUUUUGUACUUCCAACAAGAAUUUCAAAAAUAUGUGCAUAUAUCGCGAUGACGACAUGCUUCCUGAAUCAAUCACUAUGUCAACGGUCCACAUCCGUUGAAUUGGAGCGAAAUUGGGCAAAAUAUACGAGUAUUGUGACGUCAUUCCCAGUUCCGCGCCA